AAUGUUUCUGCUGCUUGCACGGGCAAAAGCAACACAGAGAGGACAAAGAUCUUCCCUUCGCUGAGGAUAGUGGGAAGAGUCGCUGCAGGGGCGAUAAGAAAAUGCAUUUUGCACCAAAACUUGCGUGACAGUGAUGAUCGCCAGAGCCAUCAGCGAAAAAACACACUUAUUUCCUUUUUUUCAUUUGAGCCUGUGAUCAUCAGUAAAGAAAAUGCAGAUUGUGUUGUGUGUCGCCGUGCUGCUUUACCUGAAGGAGUCUGAAGGCGCAGAGCCCAGGUCAAAGUGUCCCACGAGGUGUGACGUGAGUACAUGCCCAAGUCCCAGCUGCCCCGGCGGCUACGUGCCCGACCGUUGCAACUGCUGCCUGGUGUGCGCCCUGGUGGAGGGCGAGCCGUGCGGCCGCAAAGACGAUCUUCCCUGCGGGGACGGGCUGGAGUGCAAACACCCGACUGGCAAGCUCCUGCUCAAGGGCAUCUGCCAGUGCAAGCUGAGCCAAGAGGUGUGUGGCAGCGACGGCAAGACGUACGGAAACGCGUGCCAGCUGAAGGCUACCAGCAGGAGGGCGCUGCAGCAGGGACUCCCUGGAAUCAGCCAAGCACAAAGAGGAGCCUGUCAGACCAGCACAGGUCCGACACAUACUGUCAGUCCUCGAUACAAGUUCAACUUCAUCGCUGACGUCGUUGAGAAGAUUGCGCCGGCUGUGGUUCACAUAGAACUUUUCCUCAGGCAUCCUCUCUUUGGUCGGACUGUCCCUCUGUCAAGCGGAUCGGGCUUUGUGAUGUCAGAACAUGGCCUCAUCGUCACCAACGCUCACGUGGUCUCUAGCACGACACCAGUGUCGGGUCAGCAGCACCUCAAGGUCCAGAUGCACAAUGGUGACAUGUAUGAAGCCAACAUCAGAGACAUCGACAAAAAGUCAGACAUCGCCACCAUUAAGAUCAACCCUCAGAAAAAGCUGCCAGUUCUGCUGCUGGGUCACAGUGCAGACCUGAGACCAGGUGAGUUCGUAGUGGCCAUCGGCAGCCCCUUUGCCCUCCAGAACACCGUCACUACAGGCAUCGUAAGCACCGCUCAAAGGGACGGCAAGGAGUUGGGCCUCAGGGACUCGGACAUGGACUACAUCCAGACAGACGCUAUUAUCAACUAUGGAAAUUCAGGAGGGCCUCUUGUCAAUUUGGAUGGCGAGGUGAUCGGCAUCAACACCCUCAAGGUGGCCGCGGGCAUCUCUUUUGCCAUUCCUUCAGACAGGAUCACUCUCUUCUUGAACGACUCCCUGGACAAGCACAGCAAAGACGUCAGGUCUAUAAAGAAGCGUUUUAUUGGAAUCCGGAUGCUGACCAUCACAACAGCGCUAAUUGAAGAACUAAAACAGCAGAAUCCAGACUUCCCAGAUGUUAGCAGCGGAAUCUAUGUCCACAAGGUAGUCCCCCAUUCACCGGCGCAGAAAGGCGGUAUCAAAGACGGGGACAUCAUCGUCAAGCUGAACGGCCGGCCGCUAAUGACCACAGCCAAACUGCAAGAGGCGCUGCAGGAGGAGACGGCACUGCUGCUGGAGGUCAGGAGGGACAACGAUGACCUGCUCUUCAACAUUGAACCAGACCUCAUCAUGCAAUAAAAGGCGCUUAGUGGGACUUGACGAGACCAACACAGAAGACAAAAUUUAGGCUUGCCAGCUCAGCACUUCCAAAAGUGCAAAAUACAUGAUUGCAUCAUUUUCACUGUCCUAAAAAUGCGUUUGCGACAUCUCAUGUUGGACAUUAAAUUGGGUGUAAGGAAGGAAUAAUUGGUUAUUUUUGCUGAAGAGGGUCAGUGACUUGCAAGUUGCACUAUAGACAGACAUUGAUAGAAAUGCCACAAACGUGGUCAAAUGUUGGAAAAAAACCACAAAAGUGAAGUAAAUAUUCAUCUAUGAAAGUUGUCAUUCAUCCAGGUCAUUGUAUUCUCAGGGUAAUCCAUCGAUCGUAACUGGACGUAAAUAUCGUAACAUUAUUUUCCCAAGCAUUGCACACAACUUAAACCAAUAACGCUAGCCUCGACGCUAAUGAGAGGUGUCUUGGCUGGUCCACCAAUAUUAUGGAUACCUUAAGUGAGCCAUGGUCACAUGGCAAAGUGUUUACGUAGCUUUAAAAUUAUUUUGAAUGUUGAGGUUGUUGUUUUUUGGUUAUUGUUGCUUUAACAUUCUUGCAAACGCGUUUGAAUGUGGGUCACAGGUAACACACAGAAGGUCGACCAUAUUGCUGGUCAUAAAAAUUCUAAGUUGCCAUGUUGGAAUGUAAACGGGGGGAGGGAGUAAGGUUCCUGGACAGACAGAUGGCAGUUGAUUACCUCAUGAUGGUUGGAGGUAAGGCGCUCAGAUCCUUCCAGGAACCUCCUGAUGGGAAAGGCAACCCACUGGAAUUCUUCAUCUUCAACUCUUAAAGAGGGCUGAAGUUCUUUAGGGUGCAUCAAGGUCUUUUGGGUGGAGAUCCGGAAACCCAAGAUGAGGACAAAAUGAUAUCCUAUUUGGCCGCACAAGGAACGCUUGAAGAAACAGCUGGAAGAAAGAAGAGGCACAUGAUUAUCAUCUUACAUGAUUUGACAACUAACUAUUUUUGUUGUAUCCUUUCAUUAGAGGCUUUGGGUUUGCAAACACACAGAAGCUGACUC
Messenger RNA from Entelurus aequoreus (snake pipefish), 2646 nucleotides. Its product is annotated as serine protease HTRA3-like. Gene Ontology annotation, cellular component: extracellular region. The transcript has 10 exons. Gene Ontology annotation, biological process: proteolysis. The record is from RefSeq and is a predicted model, not a curated record. Gene Ontology annotation, molecular function: serine-type endopeptidase activity; protein binding. NCBI's taxonomy places the organism in Eukaryota, Metazoa, Chordata, Actinopteri, Syngnathiformes, Syngnathidae. Bases 212 to 1615 code for a protein of 467 amino acids.